AUGGGGCUCAUGUCGCGCGGAGCUUUCAAGGACCUCUUCACGGAGGUCCUGCGCUAUGCAUUGAUCGGCGAGGAUCUCGACUGCACUGACGUGUCGGGGCAGCUCUUCAUCUUCUCAGCCCUGGAGCGGUGUCCCGACGACGUGCUGAGCAGCGUGGUAGACAGCUACUCCACAGUGUCGCCCAGCCUCUUUGCGCGCAAUAGCGCGGGCUCCACGCCGCUGCUGCUGGCGGCGGGCCGGGGCUUAUCUGCCACCACCAGGACUUUGCUGCGCCUGGGCGCCAACCGCGCAGCGGUGGACGACCAGGGCCGCACGCUGCUCCAUGAAUCAGCCGCCGCGCUGCUGAUGCCGGUGCUCCAAAGUCUGCCGCCGGAGAUGGUGUCGCAGCAGCUGGCGUCUCAAGACGCCAGCGGCAACACGCCUUUGCACCUGGCCCUCAAGGCCCAGAAAGUGGACGAGGCCACUCCACCCAGCGAGGGAUGGGCGGGAGCCUAG
This is a messenger RNA of Effrenium voratum, 495 nucleotides long. The record is from the annotation of a GenBank genome assembly. NCBI's taxonomy places the organism in Eukaryota, Dinophyceae, Suessiales, Symbiodiniaceae.